CCAACAAAACAUGUCAUCGUUAACAUGAUUACAAACAAAGUUAUAACUACAAUCGUUGUUCUAGUCACUAUAAACGGUUAUGCACUCCAGUCGGUACCACAUCAUCUAGAUAUCACCCUACCAGAAGACGGAUGGCUCAAUUUCACGGGACUCGCGCAGAAAUACGGUCUAAAUUGCGCAGUUUACGAUGUGACUACAGAAGAUGGGUAUAUCCUCAAACUUUUUCACAUUCCAGGGAACAAAGAUCCAGUUUUGAUCAUGCAUGGCAUUUUGGACACAGCCGACACUUUUAUUUUGCGAGGAAACUCUUCCCUUGUGGCGGCUUUGCAUGAACAAGGCUACGACGUCUGGGUUGGCAACUCACGAGGUAGCAGAUACUCUAGAAGACACCAAGAAUUAAAUCCGGAUACUGAUAGAGCUUUUUGGAAUUUCAGUUUCCACGAAAUGGGAUACUACGACCUUCCAGCUGUGAUUGACUUUAUUCUGGAGAAAACUGGAGCAAGUAUGUUGAGUGCUAUAGGACAUUCCCAGGGGAAUCAAAUUUUCUACGUGCUGGGUGCGUCCAGACCUGAAUACAAUGAGAAGAUUAAUAUCAUAAUCGCUUUAGCCCCGAUAUGCUUUCUUCAUAACGUAAUUCCUCCUGUAAGUGGACUAGUAGCAAUGGGGCCAAUGCUAGAUAUAAUGUUGCAAAUGAUCGAUAAAGAAGAAAUACUUGGAGAUAAUGAUAUUUCUAGAGAGUUAAUUGACCUCAUGUGUUUAAAAUCUUUAUUUGGAUACAAACUUUGUGUAGAAGGUGUGAUUUUCCCAUUUGCUGGUACUGAUUAUACGGAAUUCGAGCCAGAAUUUUCUCGAAUAGUGCUCGCCCAUUAUCCUUCGGGAACAUCAAGGAUAAAUGCGGUUCACCUCAUGCAGGUAGCUCAGAAACGGGAAUUCGUUUAUUUCGAUCACGGAGUGUCUGGAAACAUGGCUCUUUAUAACUCUUCUGUUCCGCCUAAAUAUGAUUUGGGUAGAGUGACGAUGAAAGUGGCUCUGAUAGCGGCGAAAAAUGAUAAAAUUUCUGCCCUGAGAGACGUGAGAAUUUUGAAGAGGAAGCUGCCAAAUCUGGCGUAUUACAAAGUGUUGGACUAUCCCCUUUUCAAUCACUUGGACUAUAAUUGGGGAAAAAAUAUGAAGAAAUAUUUAUUCCCGUACGUUUUUAAAGUGUUGCGUACGUUUGGAAAUCGAUAAAUUAUUUCGUUUAUAACUUGUAAUAUUAUAUUUAUUAAUGACUG
Messenger RNA from Amyelois transitella, 1271 nucleotides. RefSeq names its product lipase 1. The transcript has a single exon. The record is from RefSeq and is a predicted model, not a curated record. Lineage: Eukaryota; Metazoa; Arthropoda; Insecta; Lepidoptera; Pyralidae. The coding region runs from base 25 to 1227 and encodes 400 amino acids. Gene Ontology annotation, biological process: lipid metabolic process. Gene Ontology annotation, molecular function: hydrolase activity, acting on ester bonds.